CGGUUGGCACAAUUUUGUGUGUUGACACUUUUUUGGUUUUAGGGAUACUCAUAUUUGUUAGGUUGGGUGUAGCUAUGUUUUCAUCCCCAACCUAUCCCAACCCAAUCCAUCCCAAAUCCCCACGAUUUGGGAGGAUUCCCUUGGGAUUCCCUCCGAUUCUCCCUUAUCCCUUCCCAUCCUCUCCGAUGCUCGGUACUUAAGGAUGUAUGCUCUUGCUCAUUUCAAUCAAUCAAGUUCUCAGUUUCUGAUAUGGUAUCAGAGCUCGUUUCCGCCUAAGCGGCUCUUGAUCCUCUCGCUCCGUUGGAGCCUAGCAUUUGCGUCUUACGACGCAAAGCUUUUCUAGUCGCCUCAACUCAGCGCGGCGCUUCUUUUCGGGCUGAAGCCCGUCGCCCCGCAUCUGCUCGUCACACCUGAUCGGGCUGAGCCCGUCGCCCCGCAUCUGCUCGUCGUACCUGAUCGGGCUGAGCCUGUCGCCCCGCAUCUGCUCGUCGCACCUGAUCGGGCUGAGCCCGUCGCCCCGCAUCUGCUCGUCGCACCUGAUCGGGCUGAGCCCGUCGCCCCGCAUCUGCUCGUCGCACCUGAUCGGGCUGAGCCCGUCGCCCUGCAUCUGCUCGUCGCACGUGAUCGGGCUGAGCCCGUCGCCCCGCAUCUGCUCGUCGAAGCUGGACGGGCUGUCGCCCGUCGCCCUUGCAACAGCGGGGGGGUGCAGCGGCGAAGCGGAAAGGGGGCAGCGGCGAAGCGGAAAAGGGGGGGUCGCGGAGCAGCGGGAUUGCAGCAGCACAUCGCGGGUUUCCAUAGAUUUUUGGCGUUCAGAUUUCCCUCUUUAUCGACUAUUCCUCUUCUCCGAGUGUUGAAAAUCCGCAAAGGGAAACCCUGUUUUUCGCGGAGCCCGCGCUGCGCGCAGCUCGUUUAAGUCGCCGAAGUGCCUAUCGGCGACUUAAGAGCUGCGCUACGCGCGGAGAAAGGGUCCUUGGAGCAUCAUGGCGUAUCCUUCCGCGUCUCUCUCAAACCCGAUCACUCCCUUGCGCCUCGACCCAAAUGGCUCGAGCCCGAACUUCAAGGAGUGGAGCUAUGGGGUUGAUAAGCAUCUCCUAAGCCGCAAAAUUGAGGGGAUUUGCCUCAAGGAUGUCCUCCUCAAUUGCGGCAAAGGAAAGAUGCCGAUCCUUCCCAAGAAGCUCUCGGCCACAGCCACAGGGGAAGAGUUAAAAACCCAUGAGGAAUCCAUGUCCAAGUAUGAGGAAUCUUACAGCGUGUGGGAGCAAGCCGACGCCGCUAUCAUUGGCGUCUUCGUCGGCACUACCCCUUCCGAGCUCGUCAAAACUUACCAUAACUACCCCUCCGCGCACGCCAUCUGGGAGUACCUCAACGACCGCUUCCUCAACAAAACCGCUGUGGGGGUGGCGAUCCUCAUCCCCCGCAUGUUUCAACCCACCACCAAUGCCCUACUUGCACGCUUCACACUGACCGCCAACAACCUCUACACACUCCAAGUACCUCCAUCUUCCACAGAAGCACACUCUACCUCCACCACAUCAUCAUGCUCCUGCCGUCAGCUCACCGAUCCAACCAUUCUUUACCACCAUCCUCAUUCGUAGCCGCGAUGUCGCCUUUGACGAGAGUCGCCCUUUUUACCUCUCUUCACCACCCCCCACCGCUCCACCUUCGCUUGUGUGGGCUGAUUUCGAUACUUCACCCACCCCACCUCCUCCCUCUGCCGCUCCUGCGGCCCCCUCACUCUCACCUUCCCCAUCUCCUUC
This is a messenger RNA of Closterium sp. NIES-67, 1757 nucleotides long. Lineage: Eukaryota; Viridiplantae; Streptophyta; Zygnematophyceae; Desmidiales; Closteriaceae. The record is from the annotation of a GenBank genome assembly.